GCGAGCUCCGGGCGCGGCGCUUGUUUUGGUUUCUUUCUAGCUUGCCCCUUGCACCUUCGAGAGAGCUUUUCUGAGCCAGUUGCUGCAUCUGUCUACACUGUGACCUCCUCUUCUUAGGGCUUUCCCAGCCCGCAGUUCUGCAAGCCCUUCGGGGCCGACCCCUGCCAUGCCGCUAGUCCGCUAUAGGAAGGUGGUCAUCCUCGGAUACCGCUCUGUAGGGAAGACAUCUUUGGCACAUCAGUUUGUGGAGGGCGAGUUCUUGGAAGGCUAUGAUCCUACAGUGGAUAAUACUUACAGCAAGAUAGUGACUCUUGGCAAAGACGAGUUUCACCUACACCUGGUGGACACUGCAGGGCAGGAUGAGUACAGCAUUCUGCCCUAUUCAUUCAUCAUUGGAGUCCAUGGUUAUGUGCUUGUGUAUUCUGUCACCUCUCUGCAUAGCUUCCACGUCAUUGAGAAUCUGUACCAAAAGUUACAUGAAGGCCAUGGGAAAACUCGGCUGCCGGUGGUGCUAGUGGGGAACAAGGCAGAUCUCUCUCCAGACAGGGAGGUCCAGGCAAUUGAAGGGAAGAAGUUGGCAGAGUCAUGGGGUGCGACAUUCAUGGAAUCAUCUGCUCGAGAGAAUCAGCUGACUCAAGGCAUCUUCACCAAAGUCAUCCAGGAGAUUGCCCGUGUAGAGAAUUCCUACGGGCAAGAGCGCCGCUGCAGUCUCAUGUGAACCCUCAAGCAUGGGGUAGCUGCCUGGAUUCUUCCCCUGGCACUUGCCAGGCCACAGGGGGCGGGCAGGUCCUCAGGACUUCACGGGUAUGGUUGCCAGCUGUGUCCUGGACCUCUGGGCACACAGUAUGGUACCCUCACGUUUGCACACUUUCCCCAGGCUCCAGUGGCCUGGUUGUCAAUGUUUACAAAGGGGCAAGGAUGUCUAAUGGGCACUGGCCUCUGUUUUUGCUAAAUGAAUUCUCAUAACCUGCGGGGUUGCGAUAUGAGUCCUGGGUAUUCAGGACCCAGUCUCCUGUGUAGGUUUUGGAUGUUGGCUGGGUGAAGGAGUUAGGGACUCUAGAAGUGGAGCUAGCUCCUUAGGGUGACAAUGUAUAUAUGCAAAUAAACUGAG
Messenger RNA from Eptesicus fuscus (big brown bat), 1111 nucleotides. RefSeq names its product RHEB like 1 (gene RHEBL1). Gene Ontology annotation, molecular function: GDP binding; GTPase activity; GTP binding. Bases 167 to 718 code for a protein of 183 amino acids. Gene Ontology annotation, cellular component: plasma membrane. The transcript is spliced from 8 exons. Gene Ontology annotation, biological process: small GTPase-mediated signal transduction. The record is from RefSeq and is a predicted model, not a curated record. NCBI's taxonomy places the organism in Eukaryota, Metazoa, Chordata, Mammalia, Chiroptera, Vespertilionidae.